GAACCUCGGCCUGCCAAAACUGCAACAAUUUUAACAGCACGUUGCAGACCGUAGCCACUACGUGUUCCACUACACCAUUUCAGCCUGAAAGUUUUGCCCGCUGCCCGUUGCAGCCACGGGCCGAUUAAACGUUAUAGCGAACUCGUAGAAGCUGCUAGCUAACAACCUAUUGUAUCCAGGAAAGAGAAGCGUCAGUACCGCGGGCAUGCCUCUUUGAGGUUCCUGGCUGAAAUGGGCUGCGGGGCUAGCACUCAUUCACAAGUAGUAGCCCAAAAGACACGCGCCGGCUCGCAGCAGGAGGCAGGCGCGCCCGUACCAGUUGCAGAGGAGCAGCUGAGAGACGCGGCCAGUAGGCCGGCGGCAACAGGGACAGCAGGCGCAACGCCAAAAAGCCCCCAGGGGAGCAUCUCCACUGUGGAGGGAUCCGAUGCGGCAGCUUCCAACGGGCAGCAGCAGGAGGGCGAGGCCAACAGCAAUGGCGGUCAACCUCGUGCAGGCGUCUUGCAAGGAACCGAAGGGGCGCAAGGCAAUGGCAGUGAUGCCGCUGCAGACGCCAACGGCAACGGCAACGGCUUGUUAGAUCCGGCUGUGACGCCGCAUGGGGGCACCGCCACCGUCACGUUGGGGCUGGGAGGUGCCGGCGGCGGCGGCGGCGGCAGCGAGUCGGCGUCCCACGGCUUCAACGCCCGCUCCCGCUACACCAACCAGUCUGAGCUGUCCAUGGCCUCCACCAGCUAUGACCUGUCGGGGCGGGGCGACAGUGACAGCGAGGACGAGCUGGAGGCACUAUUCACAAUGGCCAGUUGGAAGCGCUUCUACAACUACAACAAGAAGAAGCACCAUGACCUGCUGACUUACUUCUGGCGCAAGUUCCCUCCCUCGGGCUUCAGCCUGUGGUGUGUGAGCUACCGCUACGGCGACCUACUGCUGGCGCCGUUCAUGGCGGACAACGUGGCGGCGGGGUACAUGGCGCGACUGGAGGAGCUGCCGUCCUAUGGGGGAGGAGCAGCAGGGGGCGGAGGGGGAGGUGGAGGCGGGCAGGACGGCCCCGGGCACCUGGCUGACGAGGUAUUUUGCCAGAUGUACAGCCUGCACGAUUACGAGAUGGACGAGUACCGGGUGGUGGGGCUGCUGCUGGCGCCCGGCAGUGCGGUGCCGCAGGCGCUGGCGGCACUGAGCACCUUUGACGGCUUCGCCUACCUCAAGGCCGAUAGCGGCAGCACACACGUCAAGCAGUUCGUAAGCGCGUUGCUGGUGGGCAAGAGCCCGCUCACAACCCUGUCGCUGCUGAGCGGCCGGGAGGUGUCGUAGGCGAUACGCAGCUGGCGAGGGACUGAAGCCUUGAGGCUGCCGUUCUGUGCCGGACGAAAAGCGCGUUGGGAGGAGCCCUGAGGUGCAAGGCAGGGCAGGGUAAGAAGAGAGAAGGGGCAGGGACGCAGGGUAGCUGGGAAGUACGUGGAUUCACGCAGAUAUAACUAAAUGUACCGUGAUGGUACGGUGACCUUGGGAUGAUGAGCUCCAUUGCCCAGUCUUGAAAGGUGCAGGGGCAGUGCAUGUAUGGUAUGUGCCGAAUGCAUGAUCGGGGUUGCAGCUUGGUUAAGCCCGAGGCAGCGGCGCUCGAUGUUACGGGCGGGUUGGUUGUGGACGUGUGUUGCCCAUGGCUGACAUGACCAGGUCCGCGGCACCGCGGCGCUGUGACAGCGCCUCUGCCCUGACAUACUCGUUUCUGAGUUUGAUGUUUGAGGCAUUCCUCACAUGCCCUUCAUUACCGUAUGUGUAUGACCGUGAGAAUGACCUCGGUAUACGUACACCACGGUAUACCCCCAAUGUCUUCGUUGUGUUUUGCGACUCCAGUAGACAGGGCACCAUAUAACGUAAU
Chlamydomonas reinhardtii is the source of this 1879-nucleotide messenger RNA. RefSeq lists its product as uncharacterized. The coding region runs from base 232 to 1311 and encodes 359 amino acids. Gene Ontology annotation, biological process: translational elongation. NCBI's taxonomy places the organism in Eukaryota, Viridiplantae, Chlorophyta, Chlorophyceae, Chlamydomonadales, Chlamydomonadaceae. The record is from RefSeq and is a predicted model, not a curated record. Gene Ontology annotation, molecular function: translation elongation factor activity. The transcript has 4 exons.